UUAAACCGUUUGAAAUAAUAUUAUAUAGCAAAUAUUAAAAAAAAUUGGAAAACGUAACAAAAAAAAACAGAAAUGAAUGAUAACAAAGACUUUUACCAAAUUAGAAAUGAAAAUUUAGGAAAAGAUUUUUAUAUCAUUCUUAUGUUAUUACUUUUCAUUAGUCGAUUGCCAUGUUUAAAUACUAAAUACUGUAGUAGUGAGGCUUUAUAUAAAUUUGGAAACAAAUUAGUUUGUGAGUCAAAUGAUGGAUUCUCAACGUCUUGUUUAAAUAAUCCCAAAAGAGCACAUAUUCAAUGCGAACGUGACUAUUAUAAUGAUAAAAAUAUUUCAUCACAAACAAUUUAUUGCAAGAAAAAUGGACAAUGGUCUGACCAACCAAUGGAAUGUCGAAGAAAAUGUGUUAAUGAUAAUGGAUCACAGCUUCCGUCAUCGUAUGUCGAUGUUGUCGAAAAAACAAAUGAAGCAAAUACAUUUUCCGGUCUUGUUAUGAAUGAAAGAGACAUUUUAAUCAAAUGUGAACACAUCGAAGGUAAAACUGGUUCAUAUUUCAAAAUACGCAAACAAUUUAAGCAAGUGGAAGAAUAUGUACAUAAUUGUCUUUAUGAAAUUCCAAGAGUCAAAUUUCAAAAUGAAGAAUGGUGCGUUUUAGUUUUAAAUAAUAUGAAUUUCAUUAGAUUCGACAGAUAUACAAAGCCAAAUUGUUUAGCAUCUAAAAUUCAAUCAAAUAAUCCGAUUUUAAAUAAUAGAAUACGACCAGAGUAUAAAUCUAAAUGUUAUCCUCCAGAAUUUGACAUACAGAAUGCUCAUAAAGUUGAAAUAUUAUGUUAUAAUUUCAUAUAUGAGCAUUUAUAUACAGUGGCAGCUGUAGGCGGUGGUUUAUUGGGUGGAAGUGGACAUGUUCUCAAAUCUGUUGAUUGUCAAAAUGAUGCUGAUCGUAUAAUUGUUCGAUGCAAUAUAGGUUAUCAAAAUACGAAAUCAAAAACAAACAGUUUUCUCAAUAAAUGUUCUCGUAACAAAUGGGCUUAUAAAACAGAAAACAUAGAAGUAGUAUAAUAGUACUUCUCCUAUUGAUUUCAUAUAUAAAAAUAACGUGAGUGAAUGAAAGGCUAUUUUCCCGGUAGCACUUCUACGAACAAUCCAAUAUACAAAAAAAAAAGCUCGAGCUAUUAAAAACAAAAACAAUAAAAUAAAAAAUAAAAAUUAUCAGCAAUGCAUUUAGUGAGAAUUAAAAAAAAGAGAGAAACUGCGAAAAAAACAACAAAAUAAAUUACAAUGCAAGUUUGCAUGCAUUGAAAUGUCGAUCAGAAAGCAUAAUAAGAGAGAUAUCGUGAAAAUAAAAACAUCAAUACAAAUUCAAAUAAAAUAGCAAUAUGAAUAGCAAUGGAAUGUCAGCAAAGUUUCGAUGCUGAUAAUGUAUAAUUUUUAAAAAAACAAAAAUAUGCAUCGCAAUGUAAUAUGCACAAAACCACGUUGUUGUUGAUGAACAAGCUGAAACAAGAAAGCUUUUGUAACAAAAAUCAAAUAGUAAAAAAAGAAUCACAAAAUGAACAGAAAAAAACCUGAAUAAAAAAUGUAGUAUUUAAAAGUAAGUUAGAUUAGUUAUGAUUUUUUAAAAUUAAACUGAAAGUGUACCUAUAUUAAGAAAACGUAAAUUAUAAAAAUAUUUAAAGCAAAAACUUCUUUUCAAUGUAAUUCUUGCAUUAAGAUAUAAGAGAUAUUUUUUUUUAUUUUGCAGGCGGUAAGAGGUAGUCGAUACCGUUAGCCUUUAACGUUUAUAAAAAAAAGAUGAUAAUAUCUGCAUGCAUUAUGUUUGUUUUUUAAUACAAAAAUAAUG
Condylostylus longicornis is the source of this 1834-nucleotide messenger RNA. RefSeq lists its product as uncharacterized. The transcript is spliced from 2 exons. NCBI's taxonomy places the organism in Eukaryota, Metazoa, Arthropoda, Insecta, Diptera, Dolichopodidae. The record is from RefSeq and is a predicted model, not a curated record. The coding region runs from base 73 to 1053 and encodes 326 amino acids.